GGGAACACCGCCCCCCGCGUGACCCCCUUCUCCGUCAUGGACAUCCUCGACCCGCACAAGUUCACCGGGAGGGCGAGCGAGGACGACCUGCACGACUCCUUCUCCGACCGGCCGGACGACGAGGACGACAACGCCUACAUCUCAGUUUGCUCGGACUCCGGCGACGAGGCAGAAGGACCGGAGGGCGAGGGCGUGGGCGGCGCGAAGGACGACGGGUGUUCCGGAGGGCAGCGGCGCGGCGGCGGGGGCGGGGGAGCCUCUGGGGGCGCGGGGGCCGGAGGGAAGCCUCGGCGGGCGCGCACGGCCUUCACGUACGAGCAGCUGGUGUCCCUGGAAAACAAGUUCAAACAGACGCGGUACCUGAGCGUGUGCGAGCGCCUGAACCUCGCCCUGGCGCUGAACCUGACAGAAACGCAGGUCAAGAUCUGGUUCCAGAACCGCCGCACCAAGUGGAAGAAGCAGAACCCGGGCUGCGACGUUAACACGCCCACGCAGCCGCCCAGCCCGCCCAUCUCGACAUUUUCAUUUGAUUUCCUUCCAUAA
Molecule: messenger RNA, 543 nt
Organism: Penaeus indicus
Lineage: Eukaryota; Metazoa; Arthropoda; Malacostraca; Decapoda; Penaeidae
Product: homeobox protein ceh-1-like
Biological process (GO): regulation of transcription by RNA polymerase II; cell differentiation
Cellular component (GO): nucleus
Molecular function (GO): RNA polymerase II cis-regulatory region sequence-specific DNA binding; DNA-binding transcription factor activity, RNA polymerase II-specific
Source: RefSeq, a predicted model, not a curated record